UUUUGUGAUAGCGGCUUGCACGCUUGGAAUUUCUCUGACACCAUCGAAACACGGUGCUGCCUCGCACACCCGGACGGGUAUAUAAGAGGGUUGGUCACACAGCUCAGACAUCAGAAACCUCCCGAGACAACAAGAGAGCUCACUGCUCCUUCCUAGCAAACAGAGCCAGAAGAAUCGAGGAGGGAAGCUCGCCUCGCCUCUCACAAUGAACUGCAAGUUGGUUGUUGCUGUCUUGGCUCUUUUCCUAACCUACGCAGCGGUGUCAGAAGGGAUGAGUCUGGCAAGGAUGGGGAAUGAGCUCCGAUGCCAGUGCAUUGAGUUGCAUUCCAAGUUCAUCCCUCCCAGGAGCAUUCAGGAGGUGAAGCUGACCCCCAGCGGACCUCACUGCCAGAACACUGAAAUCAUCGCUACUCUCAAGGAUGGCAGAGAAGUGUUGGAUCCCACUGCUCCAUGGGUGAGAUCAUUCAUUAAAGCAAUUUGGACAA
Chelonoidis abingdonii (Abingdon island giant tortoise) is the source of this 485-nucleotide messenger RNA. Its product is annotated as interleukin-8-like. Gene Ontology annotation, molecular function: chemokine activity. Gene Ontology annotation, cellular component: extracellular region. The record is from RefSeq and is a predicted model, not a curated record. Lineage: Eukaryota; Metazoa; Chordata; Testudines; Testudinidae. Gene Ontology annotation, biological process: immune response; defense response; chemotaxis.